Molecule: messenger RNA, 5184 nt
Organism: Chlorocebus sabaeus (green monkey)
Lineage: Eukaryota; Metazoa; Chordata; Mammalia; Primates; Cercopithecidae
Source: RefSeq, a predicted model, not a curated record
GCCCUCAUGGAGUGUAUAUUCUAGUGUUGUAGAUAAAUAAUAAAUAAACUUGAAUUUCCUCUCCCCCUUUCUUGCUUAAUUUUUUUCCCUGUGGCAUGAUAAAUAAACUAAACUAUUACAUAUUUUACUUAUGUGUCUUGUGUGUGGUCUAGCCCCCACCUCUUCCUUGAAUAUAAGCUCCACAGGGCAUGGAAUUUUCUUUGUCCUGUUCAUGACUACAUUUGUUUAUUGUUAAAUGAAGGAGUGAAUAAUUAGACAUAAUACAAGGUAAUAACAACCGUUAUGAAAAACGGAAGUCCAAAAAUGAGUGUGUCUUUUCUGUUUUUGGCAGAAUGAUUGGAAAAAGUCUUUGGAAGGAGUGACAUUUGAAUAAUGGGAUGAAGCAACAGGCAGAGAGCCAGGCAUCCUUAACAGCUGGCGGUCCCAGAUCUAUUCCUUAUCUGUGCCAGGUGCCAUCUUUCCUUCCUCCCACAACUUUGGAAGGAAAAUGGAAUUAGAGAAGAAUGGAUCUGUUCUGGGAAAUUAUCCCAAGCUCCAGAGUUCUCAUUUAGAGAUCUUGCUGCUCUGUAAAAUGGAGAUUUUAAAAUCCAGAACAGCAGAGAUGUUGCUCUUACAUCCUCUGCCUCCUCUCUACUGGCCCCAAAAGUGGGUCUAUGCGUUACCAUUACAGAUGAGAGCUGGGGUUUAAAGCUCUCAUCCUUUGAACAUCAUACAAAAUGCCUUUAUGUCGUCUGGCACAAUUAACCUAAGAGAAAGUAGGACAACUCCAGGACUGGAGGGACCUGAUUGACUCACCUUCAAAACGGGCCUAUUUAAAAGGUUUUAGCCUCUGCCCCCUGAGAGAAGGUACAUCUUUCCAUGGGGAAAAAGGCAAGGAAGGUAUUUCACCACCAGUAGAAAAAGAUGUCUUCCCCCAUUCCAGGGGGCUGGUUAUACAGGGAAAUGAGAGCCUCACUUGUAGACUUGGGUGACAACAUGUACCUCAAGCUACGUAUGUGCCGAACACAGUAGCAGGGACGUGUCACCUGAUUCUCAGGUUGGAAGUAGUUUCUUAUCCUAAUCUGUCUUCCUUCUCUCUUGAGAGCAGGACCAUGUGGAGCAAUGCACCUCUCUUUUAAUCUCUGUGCUUCAAAAGAAGCAGAAUCAAGGACUAAAUGAUGGACAGCCACUCUAGUGCCACCGAAUUCCACCUUCUAGGCUUCCCUGGGUCCCAAGGACUACACCACAUUCUUUUUGCUAUAUUCUUUUUCUUCUAUUUAGUGACAUUAAUGAGAAACAUGGUCAUCAUCGUGAUUAUCUGUGUGGAGAAACGUCUGCAGUCCUCCAUAUAUUUCUUCCUCGACCACCUCUCUGCCCUGGAGAUCCUGGUCACAACCAUAAUUGUCCCCAUGAUGCUUUGGGGAUUGCUGCUCCCUGGGAUGCAGACAGUAUCUUUGUCUGCAUGUAUUGCUCAACUUUUCCUGUACCUUGCUGUAGGAACCACAGAAUUUGCAUUACUUGGAGUGAUGGUUGUGGACCGUUACGUGGCUGUGUGUAAUCUUUUAAGAUACAACAUCAUUAUGAACAGCAGUACCUGUAUUUGGGUGGUAAUAGUGUCAUGGGUAUUUGGAUUUCUUUCUGAAAUCUGGCUGGUCUAUGCCACAUUUCAGUUUACCUUCUGCAAAUCAAAUUCGUUAGACCAUUUUUAGUGUGACCGAGGGCAAUUACUCAAACUGUCCUGUGACAACACUCUUUUCACAGAGUUUAUCCUUUACUUAAUGGCUAUUUUUAUUCUCAUUGGUUCUUUGAUCCCUACAAUUGUCUCCUAUACCUACAUCAUCCCCACCAUCCUCAAGAUCCCGUCAGCCUCUGGCUGGAGGAAAGCCUUCUCCACUUGUGCCUCCCUCUUCACCUGUGUUAUAAUCGGCUACGGCAGCUGCUUGUUUCUCUAUGUGAAACCCAAGCAAACACAGGGAGUCGAGUACAAUAAGAUAUUUCCCCUGUUGGUUUCUGUGUUAACCCCCUUCCUGAACCCUUUCCUCUUUACUCUUUGGAAUGACAAAGUCAAAGAGGCCCUCCGAGAUGGAGUGAAAUGCUGCGGUUAACUCCUCAAAGAUUAGCUGUUCUCUAAGUCAGUUUUAGGUGGUACAAGCCUCACGGUUAAUUAUUAAGUCACCUAGAAAAUUCUAACUCCUCUUUUCUCUUAUCAUCAUUACAAAAGUCAGAGUGUGUACAAUUUGCCAUCACACCAUGGAAGUAGAUUAGGCUGGUAAUAAUGAAAUCCAUUGUCUGCCCGGGAGAAUCUUAGCUUUAGUUCCUACCUGUUUCCGCUGUUGAACAUAUUCUUGUGAUUUGGGAGGGACUAGAGAAAGGAAAUGCAGACAUUUUUGUAAGAGUUCUAUUAGCCCAAUUCAUUUCCUUAUAGUCCAUCUCUGAAAAUGUAUUUUCUGGGGAAGGGAGAAAGUGUGGAGGGAGGUGGACUGAGAGAGGUGUCCUAAUCAGAGUACAAAGGUAUAGAUGCUCACUUUGGUUCUUCAUCAACUGUUGCUGAGUCCUUCCCUAUAUUUUUGUGCAAUUUUUUGACAAAAUGGCUACAUGCAUUUUAGGUAUCCUAAGGCUCUUUCUAUCUGCCCCAUUGAUACUGGAAAGGAAGUGUAAUGCUGUUUAUGUUUUGUCACAGAACCAGUCUAGAGUGGUGAUAUGAAGAUUGGAAUGCUUCUCAUUCAGCAGAUAUUUGUGGUGUAAAGGAGAUAAAAAUAUUUGAGGAUAAAAAUGGGGGAAAAGUUAUUUUUGCUAAGCUUCAGCAUAUUCCUUUCACUGCCCUUCUUUGUGGUGAGUAUAGGGACAGGGGCAAAUAAGAACUAAAUGACUAAUUCUAGAGAGCAUCCUGUAUCUUAUGGCUGUUUAAAACAACUAUGUCUAUUCAGACUGUAUCCAGAUCUAGUCUUCAAACUUUAUAAUGUCUUUUGAUUCUCCAUCUCUCAAAUCCAACCGUCUCAGCACCAUCAUGUAUAUCUUCUCUGUGGGCAGAAUUUUUUAAAAAUGAGAGGCUACUCUUUUGACUCCCAGCUAGCUUUCUAGCAAUUCCAGAGAUUGGCUGUUUGGUAAUAUAACUGUUGGAAUUUCACAUAAUAUUGGAAGAAGUCCUUAAAGGGAAGAAGUUCACCUAAACAACAACAAUCAGCAGAUUCUACCAGCCCUAAAGUAAGUGAGAAAAUUGAGCUGUUCAGCAGUGGGAUGAUGAGGCUACUGAGAAUUUUAGAGAAAUGUGUGAGGAUGCCAUGUUGUCUUGUCCUGUGAGGAGUGAAAACCAUCAUGUAUGUUUGGGUAGUUUGCAUUGCAUUAAAGUACCAGACAAGGUGGGGAAUGAGCUUUAAAUUCAGCCAACCCAUGCUCUGCAAGCCAACCAAUGGGCUCUGGUGGGACGGCAUUGGCUGGAGAAAGGGGAGACUUUUGCUUAAACAAAGGUGCCCAUGGUUUCUAAGCCCAGUAAAUGAGGAUCUGUUCUGGACCAGAAAGAAUACCUUUUUUCUAAUGCAUUAAUCCAGAGAAGUAUCCUUUAAGGGAUGAGACAAUAGGAGCUCAGAGAAUUUAAAUAACUUGCCAAAGUUUACUUAGCCAUCCAUCAGACUGGAAAAACAUAAAACUCUGAGAAUACUAAGUGUUGAUCUGAAUGCUGGCAAAUAGGGUUUUUAAAAAAUCAACUUCUGGUAGAAAUAUAAGCUAUAAGAUCCAAAUAAUUAGAUAGUAGAUGUCUAUAAUUAAGUUAUAGUACAGUCAUAAUUAGAUAGUGGUAGUCCAUUUUGCAUUGCUAUAACAGAAUAUAAAUGAUACCAGCCUGGAUUACUUACAAAGAAAAUAAACGUAUUUGGCUUAUGAUUCUGGACACUGAGAAUUUGUUUGGCUUAUGAUUCAAGAGCAUAACACUGGCAUCUGGCAAGGGCCUUUGUGCUGUGUCAUCCUAUGCCAGAGGUGGAAGGGCAAGAGAGGGCCAGAGUGAGAGAGCAAGAGAGGGCCAAACCCACUUUCAUAACAAAUCCACUCUCAGAAUAACAAACUCACUCCUGUGAAAACAGCACUAAUUCAUUCAUGAGGGGAUAUCUCUCAUGACUUAAUCACCUCUUAAAGGUCUUACCUCUCAACAAUGUCACAAUGGUAAUUAAAUAUCAACAUGAGUUUUGGAGGGGACAUUCAUAUCAUAGCACUUCACCCCUCGUUCCCCAAAAGUAGCAUCCUUCUCACAUACAAAAUACAUUUGUCCCUUCCCCAUAGCUGCUAAAUAUCUUAACUGAUUCCAGCAUCAACUCAAAAGUCCAAAGUCAAGUAUCUCAUCUAAGUCAGAUACGGGCGAGACUCAAGGCACAAUUUAUCCCAAGGAAAAUUUCUCUUCAUCUGUGAGCUUGUGAAUUAAUGUUACGUCUUUCCAAAAUAUGAUGUUAGGCAUAGAAUAGACAUUUCCAUUCCAAAAGAAAGAAAUAGGCAAGAAAAAAGAGAUGACUGGUCCCAAGUAAGUCUAAAACCCAGUAGGAAAAACAACAUUAAGUCUUUAAGCUGGAAAAUAAUCUCCUUUGACUGCAUGUCCCACAUCCUGGGCAUGCUGGGGUUGGGGUUGAGCCCUCAAGCCUUUGCUGUGGUCAGUCUUCUCAGCAGCUCUCACAGGUUAGAGUCUAGGGCCUGCAGUUCUCCCAAGCUGGCACUGCACACUAGUAGCUCUGCAGUUCUUGAGUGUCAGGCAGUUCUGCUUCCACGGCUUCGCUAGGCAUCCCCUGGUGAAGACUUUCUGUGGUGACUUUGCUCCUGCAGCAGGUUUCUGCCUGAGCCCACAGACUUCAUGUAGCAUCCUUUGAAAUCUAGGUGGAGGAAGUCAUGCCUCCAUAGCUCUUGCAUUGUGCAUGCCUGUAGAAAUAACACCAAAUGGAUGCCACCAAAGUCUACCAUUUUUACCUGCCUUCCAGAGUGGUAGGUCAAGCCACACCUGGGGUUACUUGAACCACACCAGGAGCAGCCAAAGGACACUGUCCUGGAAUGCAAGGAGCAGCAACUCCAGGUGGCCUGUGAAGCGUACCCUGUGCCUAUUCCCCAAAGCCAUUCUGCCCUCCUAGAUCUCUAGGCCUGUAAUGGGAUGAACAGCCUCAAAGAUCUCUGAAAUGCCCAUUGUCUUGGUGAGCCCUUUUAUUUAUACUAAUCUCAUUAGCAAAUGGUCAC